This is a messenger RNA of Wyeomyia smithii (pitcher-plant mosquito), 6170 nucleotides long. RefSeq names its product MLX-interacting protein (gene Mondo). Gene Ontology annotation, molecular function: protein dimerization activity; DNA-binding transcription factor activity, RNA polymerase II-specific; RNA polymerase II cis-regulatory region sequence-specific DNA binding. Gene Ontology annotation, biological process: regulation of transcription by RNA polymerase II. The transcript has 14 exons. Gene Ontology annotation, cellular component: nucleus. NCBI's taxonomy places the organism in Eukaryota, Metazoa, Arthropoda, Insecta, Diptera, Culicidae. The coding region runs from base 1471 to 5229 and encodes 1252 amino acids. The record is from RefSeq and is a predicted model, not a curated record.
GUUUUGCUGACGAGUGUGUUGUGCGUGUACGAAGGCAUCUUCUCAUUUUUCGCGAAUGUAUUAAUUUUUAAGAUUCGUCCAAUCUUAAUUCUACGAUCCGCGCCCAGUUGUGGAAGACUGACUGCAUAGCUGCAUAGGACGUGAUCGGUUAACGUUGAUUUCGUAUGAGGGAUUAUUACGCGUCGUUGGAUUCUUAUCAGUGAGCUCGUUUCCCCAGUGUGUGUGUUCGAUUAUUGACUAUUUUGAUAGCUGGAGUAUUAAUAAUAUUUUCCAGCAACAAAGGAAACGGAUUUGCUCAUAUUGCUCUGCUCUUUGGGUAGUUUACACGUUCUAUUAGAACGCGAGUGUCGUUUUAUUUCGAAGAUAAAAAUAUCGCCCAAAUAAAAGGUGUGUGGAAAGUUUUUCCCCGCGCUGCGGUUGUGUUGACGCUUUAGCGAGAGGAGCUGUGAUAUAACGUCAUCACUACGACUGGCAAAGAUCACAUCGUUCCGCAGACAGAUUGUUGAAAAUAUUCGAGGAUAUUACUGGACUGGACUAAGUGAAAUUUUGCUUUUGCUUUUUAGAAAAAUAUAAUAUCAGCGUGUUUGCUAAGCAAACUGGAAGGCAAGAGUUGCCAAGAAUUGAAAACCUGUCCGAUAAAAAGGCAAGCGAAUUCCCUACCUUAUUGGUCUGGCAGUGAAAAUUAGUGCAUAAAGAACACAAAAUAAUUGCUGCGCGCAACGAAUGUUAGUGUAGUUAUACAGUACAUGCUGAAUGCGAUUGGAAAGUGAAGAUUGUUUUGGAAGUGUACUCCUCUGGUAGUUCGAGUGCUUCCAAGCUGUCAGUUGAAGAUUAGCUGUGCUCUCGGGAAGAACGAUUCGUAGAGUAGCUUUUUUUGCGGAGCGUCAGAUUGCGGUAGAAGCUAUGGCCAGAAGGUCUUCGUUUCGAUACAUUACGUUUAUUUUGACCUGCAUGUGUAGUCGUUAAUUACUUGCGUUCGGGUUUGUUGGAAGCACACUUUUGUCAUUUCUCCCCCGUAAACGAAGGCCGUGACCGAUUGCUAACAAAGCUCCUGUCGGUGUCUUUUCACCUGCCAAGGAGCCGUGCGAAGUACAUCGACUCAUGAAGGUAGCCCGGCAAGCGCCAGUGCAGCACAGUUCUUAUUGAGCUGUUUGGAGGUUAGAAGGCACCUUCUCGUGAUAUACAAAUGUGUGAUAUAGUAUAGAUGUUCAAAAACCCGAACCCGUCAUCAGCAAGACCGAUCUGCAGGCGUCUAAUAUUUCAUCUUUCACUAAAUUUGCUGCUCACUUUCCUCGACGGUCGACUACGAGAGAGCGCGCGCGCGUGUGCCAGUGUGAAUCUGAAAGUAUUUAACAUCGUAACGUGUGCAUGUGUAUCUGUUAGGUGAAUUCCGUAGGUUUUCAGUAAUAAAGGCAACUGGUGUAACUGGUUUGUUUACUAGUGUUAUUGUUUCUGUUGAUAUUAUUUCUCAUGUCGUUAACGGAUCGUAGUCCGUUGUACAAUAUGACUCCGGGACGUACGACCAGGAUCGCUCCUGGAAAACUCGGCAGUAGUAAUUACGGUUCAUCUAGUGGUGAAGAGCGCAAGCGUACUGGCGAAAUAAUCCAUUCCGGUCAAUUUAUGGUUUCCCAUUUCGAAACCGAAGGCCAGGAGGAUGAGGAUGACGACGAUCUGGGGAUGCAAGUGGUCGUUGAGGAUGUCAAACCGGCCAUCGUUGAUACCGUGAUUUCGAACAUUAUUUCCAAACGAAGCCCACAUUUGUCGUUGGAAUCGGGUACCAGCGCCUCUAGUAGCGCAAUUGUUCCAUUACGAGGCAACUCCGGCGGCGGCACGGAGUUGAUCCGUUACGCACAAAAACGCCAACCGCUGCAGUUGAUGGGGCGGUACUCGUGCUCUCAGGUGGAAAUUGAUACCGACCUGUCGACGGUGUUCAACACGCUCAACGUUACUUACACGCAAAAGCUAACGUCGCCGAAAUGGAACCCGUUCAAGGGUAUUCGAUUGCGGUGGAAGGAGAAGAUCCGCCUAAACAACGUUAUCUGGCGAUGCUGGUAUAUGCAGUUUGUCAUGAAAAGGAAAACUCUAGUCUGUCAAUUUGCUUCUCCACUAGACGUAGAUAUUCAUAACACACCUCAGGCCAUUUUACUCGAAGGAAAAUACUGGAAACGAAAGUGCAAUGUUAUAAAGGCAGAGUACAAAAAGUGGCGCCGAUUUUACGUGAACAAAGCCCUUGGAGCGACUAACAUUACAGACACGACCAGCGAAUUAGAUUUCUUAGAAUGGUCACCGAGCAGUGAACCAAUGUUUAUGAUUACCGAUAAUAUGCCCACAGACACACUGUUUUCCACACUGUCGCAGUAUCCCUUUCCGGACUCUAGAGAAAUAGCCCGCGGAGCGGGUCGAGCCGAUUUCAUUCAACCUAGUCUUGGGCCGUUGCAACCUAACUUUGAUGAUUUGAUGGACCUGGAUUUAGAUUUUCUUAAUUUUUCGCGUUUGCCACCAGUUCCCGAGGAAGGAUCAGAAGACAUUCUGAAAGCGAUUGAUUAUAAUUAUCCGUUAGCUUCGACUCAAACAAAUAGCGGCUGCAGUAUCGAAGAGAUUACCGAUAGUUCAACUGCUCCAGCCUCAGCUCAAACUCAAUCUGCACGAACUAGCGUAAACGCCAGUUCAGUAAUUACAGGGCCUGCUACAUCGUUGAUCAUAGGCCAACCGCAACCACCCACUGCUCCAACUACGAUACACUUCUCUGCAAAAAUCUUCACUCAAAACGUUGCUACUGAUACCACAUCGACAUCACAACAGCAACAGUUGAAUAACGCACUUGGUUCCUACAUAUCAUCUCAGCUGCAGCAGCCGAUCGUGACGGCUAAUGUUCCUACUGCAUCUAACACCAGUGAACAAACAGGAACUGUCAUUCCAGUAGUAGCAUCUAGUGAGGAUCCUAAUAAAGACAAUAAGACCAAAUAUACCCGAAACAUACUGAAACACUUGGGACGUGAACCCCACAACUACGACAAGUGUCCACCGACGACACAUCAAACUAUGGCUUACAAUCUUGUCCAACAACCGCACCUGAACCAAAGCAUUCUUAACUCUUCUUACCCUUCGCCUGCCUAUCAAAUUCAAACCGGUGGAAUCAUACAGGUAUCAGGCACGCCUUCAAAUCAGCCUGUGCUCAAUUUCAACAAUCUACAGAUGCAAUCAGGUAGCACUCCUGUGAAUCCGAUGAAUUUAUCCAACAACUCCGUUCCUGUUGGUAACAAUGCCAACUUUUUAAUGCAAAACAUGAGCCCCAAAUUGAUAACGCACAGUCAGUCUCUUCCGAUGCAAAUGAACCAACAAAAGGCACAACCGCGCUCAAACUCGAUGCCAACGACACAAAAUUAUCCCCACAUUCUGGCAUCACAAAACUCCCCACCGGGAACCAUUCACCAGCAACAUCAACAAGACACCUUCAAAGGUUCACUGCAUCCAACGCAGAGCUCAAACUACAAGUUCUACCACGGCCAUCAGCCGCAACCGUACAAAAUUCCUUCUCAAAGCGUCGGCAACUACGGUGGAAGUGGUCGCAGUAUGCGCCAUGCCUCCCCUCCCCAUGGGCAUCAGUCGCAUGCAAAUAUUCUGGUGCAGCAACAGCAGUCGACGAUCGAGCAAACCCAACAACAAUUGCAUGAUCUCCAACAACAACAGCAACAACAGCAGCAGCAACAACAGCAGCAGCAACAACAGCAAUUGUCCCCACAGUCGCAGCAAAAGCGGCUUCCACCACAUCCAACCAAAGAAAUGUUCCGCUCGAACAGUCUACCCAUCAACGCGACCUUCGCGUUGCCACCGAAGGAGGAGAACUUUGCCGUUCCGCGAUAUCAAGCCAAAUCGACACCAAAGCUGAAAGCUCGUAGCAAUUCGAUGAUCAUGAAAGUGCCUGGCAGCAACGGUGGCGGUGGUAGCAAUAUGGUCACAUCCAUCGGUGGCACAAAUUUACACGCCACAAGCAGUGAACCAAUGCUGAAUGUUGGCAGCAGCGCAUUGUUAGCCCAGUUACUGACCACCAACAACACAAGUACCUUACUAAAUAUUAAGCAGUCAAAUCAGCCAUCAAGUGCCAUAGGGAAUCUGUCGCCACAGCAGCAACAACUAUCUCACUCACACAUUGCCCAGCACCAACAGCAGCAGCAGCAACAGUCAAUUUAUCAGCAAUUAUCUGUUGGAAGUCCUAUUUCUCCAACAUCGUCCCAAUUGCAGCUGAACCAGUCCCAGCAUAGCCCUCAACUGCAAUCCCAGCAGCACUUAAAUACAAUGGGUAACUCUUCCGGGGGACAGUCAGUGCUUAGCUUUGCUUCGUCGUCUUCCUGCCUGUCUGGUAUCUCACUGACCGCACCGCAGAACUUUUCACCGGACAGCAUGCUGGAUCAUGAUACACCGAUGUCACCGGCUAGCAUUGGCACCGCUGCCUGCGAAACCAUCACAGGAGGAGGCAGUAGCAGUAAUAGCGGCGGAGUAGGAAACAAGUUUCACCAGCAAUGUGCCCGAGCUGACAAUCAGCGUCGAUCCGGGCACAUCCAUGCUGAGCAAAAGCGCCGCUAUAACAUUAAGAAUGGUUUCGAUAUGCUUCACUCACUCAUUCCCCAGUUGCAGCAGAAUCCGAACGCAAAGCUCAGCAAGGCUGCUAUGCUUCAGAAAGGAGCGGAGUAUAUCAAACAACUGCGUUCCGAGCGCACUGCCACCAGUGACCAAAUGGACGCUCUACGCCGGGAGAUUGACACGCUCAAUAAUUCACUGAGCAAUCUUCAAACGGCAUUGCCAGCCAGUGGUGCCCCUGUUUCCCGGCAGCGAACCGGCCGUGUUAAGGAACUUUACCACCAGUACGUGCGGCAGCGCACUAUGGACAAUUGGAAGUUCUGGAUCUUUGGUCUAAUUUUUGAACCACUGAUGAACACUUUCAACCAAACUGUGUCGGUCGCUAGCUUGGACGAAAUGUGCCGUACCUCGCAGCUGUGGGUCGAUCAGCACUGCUCCCUCGUGGAACUCAGGCCAGCGGUGUCUAACAAACUUCGCCAACUGUCGACAACAACUGACAUCCUGUCAGACCCGCCCACAUCCUUGCAAGAGGAAGUACUGAAAGCUAUUUCCACCUCGUUGCCACUGCCGAACUCGAGCGGAGGCAGCAGUAGCAGUCGCUGUGGCAGCACUGGAAGUAGUCCCAACCGAAACUCUGGUGGUUUCCAGUAAGUCUUAUUUUCAAUUAAGAAUAUAGAGCAGAGCAGCAUGGCGGGUGUAAGACUUUAAGCCACUGUUAGAAAAGUGCACCUUAACGUUACAGGUGAUCUCACGUUUUACAGCAGGACAGCAUUGUGUUGCGUUUAAUGUUUUUAGUAGCAGGAUUUUUUUUUAUGUUGCAACAAAUAGUAGCGAUUUUGUGAAAAUCCAAAAAUACUGCAAAUGCUCGUCGCUUGGUAAAAUCGGCCGCCAACUUGGCACUGCAUUUUGUUCUUGGUUGUAGGAAAUUUUAUCGAAUUGCUCUGCCAGUUAUGAGAGAGCCAACAAUGCUGUGCAUUGUGCUAUUCUACUGACUAAAUGUUUUAGUGCUUUGUCAUUAAUUCCGAAAAAUUUACAAAUGGUCAGGUCUGGCGAAAUCGCUCGAUUUAGUAUCCUACAAUCAUAAGCCUGUCCUGUUCUCGUACCUUGUUGUCUAUUUUACUCCCUAUGUGCAGAAAAAUAAGAAUCAAUUAUACACAAAUACACUUUGGAGUAUCGACAUUUAUCUUAAGCUUAAAGGUUUGGUUAUGUCAUACUAGGAUAUACCUUUGCAUGAACACCUGGCUAGCGAAUGAAUAACACGAGAAAUCAUCGAGUGUAAUAUCAUUUGUACAACAUUUUAAGCGGCAACAACGAUGUUCAGGGUACUCGAGGCCUUGAGCGUUUUUCUUGCCUUCUGGUCUGAUGGAUUUGUACGUUAUAGAAUGUGAGUUACGAAAGUGAGAGCGAAUUUAGUACCUAUUAGCUAGGAUCGUAAGUUUACCGUGCCACUCCCGGUUGGUGGUUGUUUUGAGUUUAUUAGUUGUUAAUUUUUUUGCCUAGUUCUAACCAACGGUACCUAACGCAGAGUAUCAAAUUAGACGUACGACAUACAAACACAAUACAAUAUAGAUAGAUAUAUUUGUGUAUUUUGU